UUAGUACACUGCAUAUUCAAAUGCACACAUUUCUUUCUCUUUUCAUUUUCCAACAAAUAACUCAAUUCUAUACAUGUAUAAUAACGAGCUACAGUUAGCAAAUAGUAUUUCAGUUAAUAAUACCAUACAAUUAUAUAUUGCACAAAGGCAAAAUAAACUGUAUCGAGUCUUCCCACUCAUAAAGAAUAAACUUACAAUUAAAGACCUACUGACUUGUGCUUUAUUGAACUCCAGUUUUUACGAAAUUGUUUCUAAUGACAUAUGGAAAGAGCCUAACUUUAGUAAAUUAGCUAAAAUUCAUAACUCCCUUUACAUUUUCAACAGACUUCUUUCACAAUUACAUUUAUUAAGAAAAGUAACAGCUUCACGAGUGAAAAAAAUUGAUUUAUCCAUUAUAGAAGAAAGUCUAUAUGAGAGCGUUAAUCCUCGCUUUUUUCAACUUUUUAUUGACUAUUGUUCAGAAGGUCUCCAGUCACUUAAUUUGUCAAAUGCAAACUAUUUAAAUAAGCGAUCAUUACCAUCAUCGAAUUGGACAUUACCUAAUUUAUUUUAUUUGAAUCUAUCCUACUGUUCAAACGUAGAUGAUGAUAUGUUAAUUAUCAUCUCUCGAGCAUGUCGACAACUAAACAAAGUAAAGCUAGAUGGACUGUUAAAACAUAAGGGACAAGGACUAGCAGCAAUGGCUACAGACUGUGAUCAACUAAAAUCCGUCUCCGUACAAUAUAAUACUUAUUUAGAAGACAAAGCAAUCGUAGCCUUGGCCAAGUUCAGACACAUUCGGCUUCUUGAACUGGACCUUACCGGCUGCAUAAAGCUAACAUCUGUCGGGUUUAAUGCUUUGGCUCGUUUUGCAGCUCAUUUGAGAUAUUUAUCAUUAUCACAAACGUCAUGUGAUUUAAAUCAAUUGAGCCAAUUUUCUUGUCUUAACCAUUAUCGACGGACAGUUCAAUCACUGAAUGUCUCUAAACUUAAAUAUUGCUCACAUAAUAAUUUGUCAGCUUGGAUAUGGCACAUUUGUCGUUCAGCUACUCUGUCGUCAUCCUUAGUAGAUCUGACAAUGGAUAUGGCAACUGCUAUAGCUCUUGUUAUAAACACUACUGUUACAGAUAAUAGUCUGCCUACAGUGACGCAUCUGACAUUGAUUGAUUUACCUGAAAAGACGCAAAUAAAUUACCUAUACAAGAUUUUAAACCUCUUUCCUCAUGUAAUACACAUUAGUUUUAUUCGCUCAAAUUUCGAGGCAACUUACUCAUUAUUUGAAGCGCAUAUGAAUGACAUGGAUUCCUUGAAUAAAGAAUAUAUAACGGAUGAUACAUUGCAUCGAUUCAACUUGAAACAGAACAAAGUACUGGCUAAUAUUAUUUAUGGGAAAGGAGAUAGUAAUCUCUUACAAUGGUGAAUUAUCUAUUAUUUCCGCUCUCUUUUUAUUAAUAAAAUAAAUUUCCUAUAGUCUUGAUUGCAUUUUUUUUUUCUUUUUUUCUUUCUUUUUUUUCUUUCUUUUU
Molecule: messenger RNA, 1502 nt
Organism: Cokeromyces recurvatus
Lineage: Eukaryota; Fungi; Mucoromycota; Mucoromycetes; Mucorales; Mucoraceae
Exons: 1
Coding region: 74-1399 (441 amino acids)
Biological process (GO): SCF-dependent proteasomal ubiquitin-dependent protein catabolic process
Cellular component (GO): SCF ubiquitin ligase complex
Source: RefSeq, a predicted model, not a curated record